Solea senegalensis (Senegalese sole) is the source of this 3604-nucleotide messenger RNA. RefSeq names its product cadherin 16, KSP-cadherin (gene cdh16). Gene Ontology annotation, molecular function: calcium ion binding; cadherin binding. The transcript is spliced from 18 exons. Lineage: Eukaryota; Metazoa; Chordata; Actinopteri; Pleuronectiformes; Soleidae. Gene Ontology annotation, cellular component: plasma membrane; catenin complex; adherens junction. Bases 70 to 2520 code for a protein of 816 amino acids. The record is from RefSeq and is a predicted model, not a curated record. Gene Ontology annotation, biological process: adherens junction organization; cell-cell junction assembly; cell morphogenesis.
ACUCCCCUCACGUCUCACAGAAGGAGCGCACACAUCACUGGGAGAAGAGCGACGUCUCGAGCGACCACGAUGCUGAUCGCGGCUCUCGCACUGGUGAGCCUUCACACAUUCGCGCCACGUUGCUCUGCGGCCAACGUUAAAAUCGGCGUCCCUGAAAACUAUGACGGGAUUUUCCCGUGGUAUCUCGCCAAGCUCCACAGCCUGCCUGUUAACUACAGUGACCUGGUGGUGUCAGGGGACGAUGAGGGAAUAUUCGGAGUGGACGCUCAGUUCCUGUAUGCGCUGAAACCACUGGACAGAGAGAAACAGCCAUCUUACUCCCUGCAGGUGUCCUUCAGAGCGUCGAUGCAGCGGCAGAGCUUCACCGUGGAAGUGUGUGUCAACGACAAGAACGACAACGUGCCCACGUUCAUCGAGGAGAGCAUGAGAGGCAGCGUGCAGCUCGGGCUUCUCAAAGGAAUCCCCUUCAUGCAGGUGGAGGCGGUGGAUCGUGAUGACCGCAACACUGCCCACGCCGACCUGCGCUUCAGCCUCAUGGAGCAGACGCCCCGGAUUCCCUCCAGUCAGAUGUUCUUCAUCGACUCCAUCACUGGAGAAGUUUCCCUCACAGAGGAAGGAGCCUCGACUCUGGACCCAGAGAUGUGUGGUCGAUAUAAGCUGUCGGUGAUGGUGAAGGACAUGGCGGGGAAGGCGAACGCUUUCUUCACCACCGGCAUCGUCACUGUGGAGGUGACUGGAAACACCUGGGCAUCGCCUGAUCCCGUGAGACUGCAGGAGAACCUCCCGGGUCCCUACCCCAUCCCCAUCUCCCAGGUCAAAUGGAGUGGAAGUCAAGCCGAGUACAGUCUGGAGGGGGAGUUUCCAGAGAUGCUCUUCACCAUCAGCAGAGAAGGAGUCAUUUAUCUCAACGCCCCUCUGGACAGAGAGACACAGGACCAGUUCCAGAUCAGCAUCGUGGUUGAGCGUCCAGAUGGCAGAGAGAUUGCCAAACCUGUGGAACUGAGGGUGAUGGUGGGCGACACCAACGACAACAGACCCACCUUUCCGCAGGCGCAGUAUCACACUGUGGUCAAGGAACUGGCCGCUCGAGGUACAGAAAUCCUGACCGUGCAGGCGGCGGAUAACGACGAUCCCAAGACGGACAACGUGCGGAUCUUUUACCGCUUAGUCGGACAGAUCCCGGAGAGCCCUCGCGCUCUUUUCAGAGUGGACCGAGACUCGGGGGUCAUCUCCGUUCAAGCAGACAGCAUGGAGGGCACAGCACCACAGUACACGCUUACCAUCACUGCAGAAGACGCUAAAGGUCUGAACAGUUCCUGCACGGUGGUCGUGACGGUUCAGGACGAGAACAACAACCCGCCAGUCUUCUCCCACCACGAGUACGGACCCUUUCACAUCCCGGAGGACGCUUCCGUGGGCACCACAGUCACAGCUGUGCUGGCAAGAGACGCAGAUGUUCGAGGGGGAGACAGCUGGCAGGUGGAAUACCAUUUGGAGUCUGGAAAUGAGGAGGAGGUCUUCACACUGGUGCCCGACAAGCAGACCAACGAGGUGUCGCUUGUGCUCUCAAAGGUUUUGGACUUUGAGCGCGAGAGCGAGUACAUCCUGGUGCUCAGCGCUCAGAACCCCGUUGCUCUGGUCCGCGGCCGAUACGGACCCGCGUCCACGGCGACCGUGUCCAUCUACGUGGACGACGUGAACGAGGGUCCAAUCCUGUCUCAGAGCCACUACGAGGUGACCGUCAGAGAGGGCGAGGAGCCGGGACGAGUCAUCGCCACCAUCCGAGGCUACGACCCCGACUCUCACCCGAUCAGAUAUUCUCUUCAAGGAGACACAAAGAAAUACUUUUCAAUAGGAAAAUACUCUGGAGAACUGAAGACCGUGCAGGCCUUGGACAGAGAGGAGAACAGCACGUACACCAUGGAGGUCAUUGCUGUGGACGGACGAAACUCGUCCUUAUCCGCGUCCACACUGGUUACCGUCCAAAUCCUGGACGUGAACGACAACAGUCCGGUGCUGGUUGGAGACUACUCGUGGAAGUACCUGUGCACGCCUCGCUGGGAGGACCAGGCCCUGGUGCUGGCGUCACGGGACAGCGAUGGACCCCAACAUGGAGGACGGCUCAACUUCUCUCUGCGCAGCGACGCCACGGUCAGGCGGAACUGGAAGCUAACGCCUAUAAAUGACACUCACACCAACCUGUCCUUAAACAUCCCGCAUUUGGCUCCCGAGGUUUACACUGUGCCCUUCACCAUCUCUGACAGCAGCUCCCCUCCCAGGAGCACCUUCAUCAACUUGCCAGUGACAGUGUGUCCCUGCAACGUCAGAGGGAACUGCAAAGUGGCUGCCAAGCAGCUGCAGGGCAUGCCAACCAUUCAGUCUGCAGUGGGCAUUCUGCUCGGCACCUUUGCGGUCAUAGGAACCAUCCUCGUCGUCGUGUUCAUGAGACUCUCGUACCAGAAUCCCAAGAGGCCGAGUCAAACCAGCCAGGAGAGAGUUCCUCUAAAAAUGUCAAUCUAAUCCAGAUUAUUUCUGUCCAUACUGCUUAUGCUGUACUGAGUGGCCACGAAUGUCUAAAACAAUAUAUAUAUAUAUAAAUGAAUGUGUAGUUUGGUUCCUAUAGAUAAAAGUUUGCAUGUACUGUACACUAACCUGAAAAGAAAAACAAAUCACAUGAUCACAUGAUUAUUCUGUACGUAUGUUAUGAUUUCAUUGUUGUUUUUUUAGCCCCUGUACAUAUAAAAUGUGUUCCUAUAGCUGCUUAUUGGGAUUUUAAUUUGAAUCAAUCUUUCUUUUCUCUAAUGAUAAUCUAAAGACGGUACCAGAUUAUUGUAAAAAGCACAAAAUUAGAAGAAAAACCUGCCUGUAAAUGCUGAAAUGUGACAGAAUUCAAAUGAAAUGUUAUGCCCACCCCAUAACUGCAUCAUUUAAUGACAUUUUAAUACAUAAUGAGCAAUGGAUUCACCCGUUUUUCUCCCUUUUUAAAUCCUGCAACCUCUGCCACGUAAUCCAGUGAGACGGCCCUGAGAUUGUGCUGCGUGUAAGUGCAUGUGUUAUGUGUGAUUAAGGCUUUAUAAACACUAAACCAGAACCAAACAGGCAGGCGAAGCUAUAUUCAGACCUAAGUGUUGCUAUGAAUAGCUCGAAACAAUUGAAGGUCCGCUGAAUGACGCUCUCGCCCCGAACCGUGUCGGACCAACUAAUCACCUCCAGUGCACAAAAGACAAAAGCUUUACAAAUUAAAUACAUGCGGGAUUAUUUUCCAUUAGCCCCGCUCUUAGAAAAGGUUUCAUUAUUUCCAGAUAACUUUGUGGAAGUGCGAGGAGGAAAAAGACGGCACGGCAAAUUGGAUUUCUUUCUCUCAAGUCUCAGACUCUCUGCGCUGUUAAUGGCACCAGAUCAAAUCAGAUUUGUGUGUCCAGAUAUAUAACCGGUUGCUAUGGCAACGACGUGGGAGGGUCCAUAUUUGUGAGGCGGUUUUUUUAAGGGCGGUGCAAAACACAUCUGUAGAGACAAUUACCCGAUGAAUCGAUCAUUCAAUCUUGAAUGAGUGAUUAAAGGUUUGAAGCUUUUUUUCAUGAUUAAAACCUGAUUUCUGAUUGUU